GCCCACUGGGUUUGUUCUAUCUCUCUUAAUCAUCUCCUGAUCUCUUUCUAAAUCAAUUGCACGAAGAUAGGUGCGCAGUAGAAUGAUGGGGAUAGAAAGGUUCUUGAAUUAGGAAAAGAAAAAGCUCUUGAAUUGAGGGACAACGACUGUACAUGAAGAAUUUGAUCAUUGUAGUUGUAUAUACAGUGUGGUUACCGCAUAAAUUUUAAUAAAUGUUGUCCUGUUUGACAUACUCAGUAACAGUUCAUCUUGUGAAGAUAAUUGAAAGUUGAUCAUUAUUUUUCAAAUAAACUUUCCGUCUAAAAUGGCGUUGAAUAUUUUUAAACAGGUUUCUAUGUGCUAUCGUCAUCGGCUGAUGAACAAAGCUGUGAGGUUUUAUGGUAUACAUGAACCUCCUUAUAUAAUGGUAAAACAUUCAGGACCACCUCUAUAUCCUGUACUGAAUGUACAAAUUAGAGGAUAUAUGUAUCCUUUGCUGGAGAGUUAUCAAUCUUUCAUUGAUAAACUUGCAACUGAAUUGGAUGUAGACAUUAAUGACAGUUUUGCUUUCCCACAUCGAGAUUUUAAAAUAGAAAAAUACAAAAAACAAAGUUCAAUAGUUGAAUCAGAAUAUAAUCUUAAACUUUUUGAAAGGGAUAUAAUAAUAUCAAAUAUAACUUCUACGAAAUUACCUAUUUUUAUUAGAAUAUUAGAAGCAGCUCUACCUAUUGGAGUUUCUUUAGAAAUAAUGCCAUACGAUCCUGCCUUAGAAGAGAAACGUAUGAUACCAGAUAAAGAACUGUUCGAUUUGAAAACUGAAUUAAACGAAAUAAAAAAAUCUAAAUAGUAGAUUCAUGGAAAUGGAAUACCUAAAUUUCAUCAAUAUAUGCAAUAUUGCAAUAGUGUAGUAAUACAAUUUCAAAACAGUCUGUUUUAUAUAAAAAAAUUAUAUACAAAAUAGGCAUAUGGAUAUUCUUACAAACAAUAGAAAUAUGUAAAUACAGUAUUUUAUCUACUUUCAUUAAAAUCUGCAUUCCUCCUUUACUUAUAAAA
Molecule: messenger RNA, 1032 nt
Organism: Megalopta genalis
Lineage: Eukaryota; Metazoa; Arthropoda; Insecta; Hymenoptera; Halictidae
Gene: mRpL48
Product: mitochondrial ribosomal protein L48
Cellular component (GO): mitochondrial ribosome
Source: RefSeq, a predicted model, not a curated record